GGGACUUUCGCUGUAAAUUGCACUUGAGUUAUUCACAUCAUUUUCAUUCAUUCAGAGUCCGCGACUCCAUUGACCGCGAGCUAUGGCUGCACAAUCCCAGAACCUGGAGAGCCUUGGAUCUACCAUUUCAGCUCUUUCCAAGUCUCUCGCUGAUCAGCUCAAAGCUUUGGAUCAGCCCGAGCCAUCAUUCGCAGCUGACGCUCCGGUGUCGUUGCCCCCCUUCCCCGAUGUCCAAGGCAUCCGAAUGAAGCUUUUGGAGUCCUUGGAAGGUCUGCAUCAUCUCAUCACCGGUUCUAGCGACUUUUGGUUCCAAGAAAGCAUGUUUCUGAACCACGCGCUGCUCACCUUUGAUGUUUUCAACAACUUCGAUUUCUGGCAUGCAGUUCCUCUCAAUGGCUCAGCUAGCUAUGCCGACAUUGCCCAGUCCACCAACCUGCCUGAGCAGAUUGUACGACGAUUCUUGAGACUGGCAUUCACUAUGUUUGUCUUUUCUGAGGAAGAGCCAGGUUCAGACCGUGUAGUGCACACGGCAGCAUCUGCACAUAUGGUGCGCUUUCCUUUUGUGCGGGCCUUUGUCGCACACAACAUGGAGGAUGUCAGGCCAGCCGCUACAGUUGGUGUCGACGCCUUGAAGAAGUGGUUUGUUGGCCAUGCAGAGCCCCCUGAGGAUGUUGCAACGUGUGCCCUGCCGCUGGCGACGGACAAUGGCCGGCAGCGGGGUACAGAUCUUUGGACUUACCUGGAAGACUUUGAGCGGCCGGACCAGCCGAAAGGCUUCCGUGCGGAGCGCUUUGCCCAGGCGAUGCAGGGGCUGCGAGAAACAAGCGGGGCCAUGACGGAGAUGACCCUGAAGGAAUUCGACUGGGACAGCUUGAACGAGGCCACCGUCGUCGAUGUCGGAGGGUCUGCUGGACAUAUCAGUGUCAUUCUGGCUGAGAACUAUCCCAAGUUGAAGCUCGUGGUGCAGGACCUGGCCGCUGCCCAGGGUGCCUUUGACGCGAAUGUCGGAUCCUCUCCAUAUGCCUCCCGUAUCCAGUUUCAGGCACAUGACUUCUUCCAGCCACAGGAUGUCCCAGCGGAUGUUUUCCUCCUGAAGUCAGUCUUGCAUGACUGGUCCGACAAAUAUGUCUUGCAGAUUGUCCGGAAUCUCCUCGGCGUUCUCCAGCCAGGCAAUCAUCUGCUCGUGUUUGAUUUUGUCGUACCAGCGGACCACGACGAGGAAGGCCAGUCGACGACGCCAUUGCCGAUCAGGAAGUUUAUCGCGGCGAUUGACCUGCAAAUGCAUGUGGCCUGCAACUCCAAGGAGCGACGAUUGGAGGACUGGACUGAGGUGAUUCGGCGAGCUGAUGCCCGAUUCCAACUGGAGGGGGUUCAUGUGCCUCCUGGAUCGCCUCUGGGGGUCCUCGACUUUGUGUUCCGGGGAUAA
Molecule: messenger RNA, 1426 nt
Organism: Aspergillus ibericus CBS 121593
Lineage: Eukaryota; Fungi; Ascomycota; Eurotiomycetes; Eurotiales; Aspergillaceae
Product: O-methyltransferase
Exons: 3
Coding region: 83-1426 (447 amino acids)
Molecular function (GO): O-methyltransferase activity
Source: RefSeq, a predicted model, not a curated record